Clarias gariepinus (North African catfish) is the source of this 8512-nucleotide messenger RNA. RefSeq names its product phospholipid-transporting ATPase ABCA1-like. Gene Ontology annotation, biological process: transmembrane transport; lipid transport. NCBI's taxonomy places the organism in Eukaryota, Metazoa, Chordata, Actinopteri, Siluriformes, Clariidae. The transcript is spliced from 50 exons. The record is from RefSeq and is a predicted model, not a curated record. Gene Ontology annotation, cellular component: membrane; intracellular membrane-bounded organelle. Gene Ontology annotation, molecular function: lipid carrier activity; ATP hydrolysis activity; ATP binding. The coding region runs from base 215 to 7024 and encodes 2269 amino acids.
AAACACACACACAUACACACACACACUCACUCAGACUCAGAGUGAGAGCGGAGACCAAACAGAGCAGGACUGGACCGGACCGUGUGUGUGUGUGUGUGUGUGUGUGUGAAGGAUUAAAACACUGUUUUUUGUGAUACACACUGAAGCAGCAGCAGUGCCAGGUGCCGAGCGGAGCAGAGAGGAGCAGAGAGGAGCUGAGAGGAGCCGCGGUAAGAUGGCUGUCUCCACUCAGCUGGGUUUACUGCUGUGGAAGAACUUCACCUACCGACGGAGACAGACCAUCCAGCUGCUGACCGAGAUCGUGUGGCCUCUCAUCAUCUUUUUUAUUUUGAUAUCGGUGCGACUCAACUAUCCUCCGUAUGAGCAGCACGAAUGCCACUUUCCCAACAAGGCCAUGCCCUCAGCGGGCACUUUGCCCUGGGUGCAGGGAAUCGUCUGCAACGCCAACAACCCCUGCUUCCGCCACUCGACUCCUGGAGAGGCUCCUGGUGUCGUGGGCAACUUCAACGACUCCAUAAUCACCCGGCUGCUUAAUGACGCCAAGAAAAUCCUUAUCUACAGCCAAAACGAUAAGAGUUUCGAAGGGUACAAGGGACUGGUUCGAGCUCUCAGGAAGCUCCAGAGCAAUACUGCAGGUUUUAAGUUGAAGGACUUCCUGCGUGAUAAUGAAACCCUGUCGGAGUUCCUGGAGCAGAACGCCACGCUGAGCGCGAACGCCGUGCAGCAGAUAGUGGACGCCGACAUCAACCUGGAGAAGGUGCUGAUUAGAGGGUUCGGGGUGCACCUGAGGGACCUGUGCAACACCACCUCACUGGAGGAGUUCGUGAGCAUUGCCGACCGCGACGUCGCCGAGACGACGCAGAAAAUCAUCUGUGAGGCGCCUGCUGAUUGGCUGAACAGCGCCGAGAGCCACUUCCUGUCCAACCUCGACUUCCUGAAACCCAUACGUAAGGACGUCAGGUCGGACCCUAAAGUCGUCCAGGACGUGUCUCUGGCCACCGAUACGCUUCUGCAGAGUCUGGGGUCACUGGCUGUCGAGCUGGUGAACAUGAAGAGCUGGCGUGACAUGCGGAACGAGAUCCUGUUUCUGACUGGCAACGCCACCCGCACGCCCAAUCACGUGUACCAAGCCGUGUCGCGCAUUGUGUGUGGGCACCCAGAGGGCGGCGGCCUGAAGAUCAAAUCCCUCAACUGGUAUGAGGAUAACAACUACAAGGCCCUGUUCGGUAACCAUAACGACAACGAGAGCGAGCCCGUCUCCGCCUACGACAACACGUCCACUCCAUACUGUAACAACAUGAUGAAGAAUCUGGAGUCCAGUCCCAUCUCGCGGAUGAUCUGGAGAGCGCUGAAGCCCCUGCUCAUGGGGAAGAUCUUAUACACACCCGAUACCCCGGCGACACGCAGGAUCAUACACGAGGUGAAUAAGACGUUCCAGGAGUUCGGAGUUCUCCGGGAUUUAGGAGGAAUGUGGGACGAGAUGAGGGUGAAGAUCUGGGACUUCAUGGAGAACAGUGAGGAGCUGGAUCUAGUCAGAACUCUGCUCCAGAAUAAUGCCAGUGCUCAGUUCUUCAACCACAGGCUGAAAGGGACUGACUGGAGAGUCGAGGACAUUUCACAGUUCUUAUCUAAAGCCUCUGAGGACACGCGUCCUCCGGGGACAGGGUACACCUGGAGAGACGUGUUUAACGAGACGGACCAGGCCAUUCUGACCAUCUCACGGUUCAUGGAGUGUGUGAACUUGGACAAGUUGGAGCCGGUGUCGACUGAGGAGCGCCUGGUGAAUAAAUCCAUGCGGCUCCUGGACAAUCGCAAGUUCUGGGCCGGGAUCGUGUUUCCGGACAUGCAGGCCGACUCCUCCGAGCUUCCUCCCAACGUCAGCUACAAGAUUCGCAUGGACAUCGACAACGUGGAGCGUACCAACAAGAUCAAAGACGGGUACUGGGACCCCGGUCCUCGUGCUGACCCGUUUGAGGAUCUGCGCUACAUCUGGGGAGGAUUUACAUACCUCCAGGACGUUAUUGAGCAUGGGAUCAUACGGGCUCUGACAGGCAGUAAAGAGAAAACUGGAGUCUACAUCCAGCAGAUGCCGUACCCGUGUUACGUGGACGAUAUUUUCCUGCGUGUGAUGAGCCGCUCGAUGCCGCUCUUCAUGACCCUGGCCUGGAUGUAUUCGGUGGCCAUCAUCAUUAAAGGCAUAGUGUACGAGAAAGAGGCACGUCUGAAGGAGACCAUGAGGAUUAUGGGAUUGGAUAACGGGAUCCUGUGGCUAAGCUGGUUCAUUAGCAGCCUGAUUCCACUGCUCAUCAGCGCCGCCCUGUUGGUCCUCAUCCUGAAGAUGGGGAACCUUCUGCCCUACAGUGACCCGGGUGUGGUGUAUUUCUUCCUGGUGUCCUUUGCCAUUGUCACCAUCAUGCAGUGCUUCCUAAUCAGCACGCUGUUCUCUCGGGCCAACCUGGCAGCCGCCUGUGGGGGAAUCAUCUACUUCACCUUAUACCUGCCCUACGUCCUGUGUGUGGCCUGGCAGGACUAUGUGGGCUUUGGCACUAAAGUGGUCGUGAGCCUGCUGUCUCCUGUGGCUUUCGGUUUCGGCUGUGAGUACUUUGCGCUGUUUGAGGAGCAGGGAGUGGGCAUUCAGUGGGAUAACCUUCUGUCCAGCCCCAUGCAGGAGGACAACUACAGCCUCACCACCUCCAUCUCACUCAUGCUAAUAGAUUCUGUGCUGUACGGCAUCAUGACGUGGUACAUUGAGGCUGUUUUCCCAGGUCAGUAUGGCAUUCCCCGGCCAUGGUAUUUCCCUCUCACCAAAUCCUACUGGUGUGGAGAGAAAUGUGGCUGGACAACAGCUUCCUCCACAAACAAGAAAGAAAAUGCGGAAGCGGUCUGCAUUGAGGACGUACCAGCUGAUCUGGAGCCUGGUGUCUACAUUGAGAACUUGGUGAAGGUGUACAGACAUGGCAACAAGCUGGCAGUGGACGACCUCACUUUGGGCUUCUAUGAGGGUCAGAUCACCUCCUUUUUGGGCCACAACGGAGCAGGAAAGACCACCACCAUGUCCAUUCUGACUGGCCUGUUUCCUCCCACAUCUGGGACUGCUUACAUCAUGGGCAAAGACAUCCGGUCAGAUCUAAGCACCAUCCGUCAGAACCUGGGAGUGUGUCCUCAGCACAACGUCCUGUUCAGCAUGCUGACAGUAGAAGAGCACAUCUGGUUCUACGCCCGCCUGAAGGGCCUAUCAGAGGAGAAGGUGAAGUCUGAGAUGGAUCAGAUCGUUUCAGAUUUAGGCCUUCCUCACAAACGCAAAUCUCGUACAAGUCAGCUUUCAGGAGGAAUGCAAAGGAAGCUCUCUGUUGCUUUGGCAUUUGUCGGCGGUUCAAAGGUUGUGAUCCUGGAUGAACCUACAGCUGGGGUUGAUCCAUACGCUCGCAGGGGUAUCUGGGACCUGCUGCUUAAGUAUCGUCAAGGUCGAACCAUCAUCCUCUCCACCCACCACAUGGAUGAGGCCGACAUUUUGGGUGACCGCAUAGCCAUCAUCUCUCAUGGGAAGCUGUGUUGUGUGGGCUCCUCAUUGUUCUUGAAGACGCAGCUGGGCACUGGAUACUACCUUACACUGGUCAAGAGGGACUUUGACCUGUCUCUGAGCUCAUGUCGCAACUCCAGCAGCACCGUGUCCUAUUCCAAGAACAGUCUCAAGAAGGAUGACAGCGUUUCUGAAAGCAGCUCUGAUGCCGGCCUUGGGAGUGACCAUGAAAGUGAAACGACCACCAUCGACAUCUCUCUGAUCUCCAACGUCAUCUUCAAGCACGUUCCCUCAGCCAGACUGGUGGAGGAUCUGGGCCAUGAGAUCACCUACGUACUGCCUUAUGAAGCAGCGAAGGACGGUGCGUUUGUGGAGCUCUUCCAUGAGAUUGACGAUCGCCUCAUCGACCUCGGCAUCUCCAGCUAUGGAAUCUCAGACACCACGCUCGAGGAGAUAUUCCUGAAAGUUGCAAAUGAUAACGGAGUUGAUGCUGUUACCUCGGAUGGCACUGUUCUUCCAAGGAGGCAUCGCCGGCACGCGUUUGGUGACCAUCAGAGCUGCCUGAAGCCCUUCACUGAGGAUGACAACUUUGAUUUAAAUGAUUCAGAAGGUGAUCCAGAAUCCCGUGAGACAGAUUGGUUAGGAGUCUCUGACGGAAAAGGCUCGUACCAGGUGAAAGGAUGGAGACUGAAGCAGCAGCAGUUUGUGGCAUUACUGUGGAAACGGUUCCUGUAUGCACGUCGCUCUCGGAAAGGAUUCUUUGCUCAGAUUGUUCUUCCAGCUGUGUUCGUGUGCAUUGCCCUGGUCUUCAGUUUAAUCGUGCCACCUUUUGGAAAGUACCCGAGUCUGGAGAUGGAGCCUAGCAUGUAUGAGGAGCAGUUCACCUUCGUCAGUAACGAUGCACCGGAGGAUGUACACACUAACAAGCUACUCGGAGUAUUAACAGACAGUCCAGCCUACAGUGGGCGCUGUUUAGACGAUGGCACGCUUGGAGAUGGGUCAUGCCCAAUUCGAGAAGGUGAGUGGACCGUUCCUGAGAUUUCCAAGACCGUAUCAGACAUGUUUCAGACCGGGAACUGGAGUAUGGAAAACCCGUCGCCGCUCUGCGAGUGCAGCUGUGACAGGAAGAAGAAGAUGCUGCCGGAGUGUCCCCCAGGAGCGGGAGGCCUCCCACCACCACAGAUUAAAGUCAGCAGUACAGACACACUGCAGAAUCUGACCGGGAGGAAUAUUUCCGACUACCUGGUGAAGACCUACGCACAGAUUAUUGGAAAGAGCUUGAAGAACAAACUCUGGGUGAACGAGUUCAGGUAUGGUGGAUUCUCACUGGGUGCCAGAAGUUCCCUUGGCCUGCCUCCUCCUGAUGAGAUCUCCGAGGCCAUCGCUUACAUGCGCGCUCGCUUCAACUUGGAAAGAGGCACAGCGGCAGACAGGUUUUUUAGGAGUUUAUCAGGCUUCGUCAGUAACCUGGACACCAAGAACAACGUCAAGAUCUGGUUCAAUAACAAAGGCUGGCACAGCAUCACCGCUUUCCUCAACGUGAUGAACAACGGGAUCCUGCGUGCCAGCCUGCCUGCCGGUCUAAACCCCGCCAAGUUUGCCAUCAGAGCUUUUAACCACCCGCUGAACCUCACUAAGGAGCAGCUCUCUCAGGUGGCCCUGAUGACCACCUCGGUUGAUGUUCUGGUCUCCAUCUGCGUCAUCUUCGCCAUGUCCUUCGUCCCGGCCAGUUUUGUGGUCUUCCUCAUUCAGGAGAGAGUGAAUAAAGCCAAGCACAUGCAGUUCAUCAGCGGGGUUCAGCCUUUGCUCUACUGGCUCGCGAACUUCUUGUGGGAUAUGUGUAACUACGUCGUCCCUGCAACCCUCGUCAUCAUUAUCUUCGUCUGCUUCCAGCAGGAGGCCUACGUCUCCUCCACCAACCUGCCUGUCCUCGCUCUGCUUUUACUCCUCUAUGGCUGGUCCAUAACUCCUCUGAUGUACCCAGCGUCGUUCUUCUUUAAGAUCCCCAGCACGGCGUACGUGGUCCUCACCAGCGUCAACAUCCUCAUUGGGAUCAACGGCAGCGUGUCUACCUUCGUCUUGGAGCUGUUUGGUAGCAAUGAGAUCGGUGGCAUUAAUGACAUUUUGAAGAACGUCUUCCUGAUCUUCCCUCACUUCUGCCUGGGACGUGGGCUGAUCGAUAUGGUGAAGAACCAGGCCAUGGCUGAUGCUCUGGAGAGAUUCGGUGAGAACCGGUUCCGUUCUCCUCUGGAAUGGGACAUGGUGGGGAAGAACCUCUUCGCCAUGGCGGUAGAAGGUGUUGUCUUCUUCAGCAUUACUGUGCUCAUACAGUAUCGUUUCUGCAUCAAGGCCAGAGACGUCAAUGCUCACCUGAAACCGAUCAUCGACGAGGACGAGGACGUGGCCAGGGAGAGACAAAGGAUUCAGAGUGGAGGUGGACAGAAUGACAUCCUGGAGCUCAAGCAGCUGACCAAGGUGUAUAAGAGGAAGCAGAAGCCAGCGGUGGACCGACUGUGUGUGGGGAUUCCACGUGGAGAGUGCUUUGGAUUGCUCGGUGUGAACGGUGCUGGAAAAACCACCACCUUCAAGAUGCUCACAGGAGAUUCUGUUAUCACGAGUGGAGAGGCGUAUUUAGCUGGAAAGAGCGUGCUGACGGAGAUCGACGAGGUGCAUCAGAACAUGGGCUACUGUCCUCAGUUUGAUGCCAUCAACGACCUGCUGACCGGCCGAGAGCACCUGGAGUUUUACGCCAUCCUGCGUGGAGUGCCGGAAAAAGAAGUGUGUGAGGUGGCUGAGUGGGGGAUCCGUAAAUUGGGUCUGAUCAAAUAUGUGGACAAAUCAGCAGGAAGCUACAGCGGGGGAAACAUGCGCAAGCUCUCCACGGCCAUCGCUCUGAUUGGAGGCCCACCCGUGGUGUUCCUGGACGAACCCACAACUGGUAUGGACCCCAAAGCACGACGCGCCUUGUGGAACUGCAUCCUCAGCAUCAUUAAAGAGGGGCGUUCCGUCGUUCUCACCUCACACAGCAUGGAGGAGUGUGAGGCUCUGUGCACUCGCAUGGCCAUCAUGGUCAAUGGCAGGUUCCGUUGCCUGGGCAGUGUUCAGCAUCUAAAGAACAGGUUUGGUGAUGGCUACACGAUCGUCCUGCGAGUGGCAGGUUCUGAGCCUCGCCUAGAGCCGGUGAUGGAGCUGAUCGAGCGUGAAUUACCUGGCAGCAUCCUGAAGGAGAAACACAGGAACAUGCUGCAGUACCAGCUACCAUCCUCGCUCUCAUCACUGGCUCGUAUCUUCAGCAUCUUAUCCAAGAACAAAAAGCAGCUCCACAUCGAGGACUACUCCGUCUCACAGACCACUCUAGACCAAGUAUUUGUCAAUUUCGCCAAGGACCAAACUGAUGAGGACCACGUCAAAGACAUUUCCGUAAACAAGAGCGAUGCAGUGGUGGACUUUUCACAGCUGGACGCGUUCCUCAUGGACGCUAAAGCUCAGGAGACGGUCCUGUGAUCCAUCAGAACCCAGCAUCAGUGUACAGACGGACGUUCCGAGAUCCGUUUGCUAAGACUUUGGUUUUAUUUUCAAUAUUUUUUUAGUAUUUUUUUUGGUAUGUUUUCAGUAGUGUGUGCGCCCAGAAGAGGGCGCUGGACCUCCGACACACUACGGACACCAAACUCAAUGCAGAUCAAUGCAAGGGCGAAAAUCCACUGCGAUGCGGGUGAAGUCGAGCCCGGUGCCGCUUCUCCGCAUCACAACGCUAACGUGUGUGAAAAAAGAAAAACAAACUUGAAACUUGAACAGUAUUUUUUACAGAAAGAGUUCUUUCUACACGGUUCCACUCAGACACUGCCAGUAAGACGCGUGAUUCAGGGUCGAACGUCAUCCGUCUUCUCAGCGCAGGACAGAGUCACAGCCGCGGGUUGGGGUUUCACUUUUUUGCAUCAAACGUGUUCCAAAGUGACUUUUUAAAUAAUGAUUUUAUUGUUUUGUUUAGCUGUAACAGGAAGUUAAGACACGAGCUUCUCGAGCACAGAGAUCAUCUGAGACGUGUUUAGAUGUUGCAUGCUUUACAAACACAGAGACCCGACAUGUUCUCUAAAGCAUGUUCCUGAGAGUUCUGAUCUUGUGGAUUCUGGUGUCACGUCACUUGUUGUUUUUGUAAAGAAGUGUAGAUAGCAGCUGAAAAACAAACACGACAGGAGACGGUUCGUAGACAAAUGUUGUAGAAAUAUCAUGAUGCAUCGUGUGCCAAACUGAGAUCCUGUCCGGAGGAGAAGAUGCUGAAGAUGAUGGUGAAGAUGGUGGAGUGUAUGGGACGUUCCCCGCCGCUGUAGACUGCACGUGCUGUGGACGGUGAUGUUCAUGCAGUAAUGUUCAGCACGUCUGUGUGUUUCUUGACUUUAAUCCUGAAACGUUUCUGUACCAGGCUGCGUGUCGUGUUUAAUGUGCAAUCUGUACAAUGUGCAAAUGAUACAUUUAGGAUAAAACUCAGGAUUUUAUUCUUUCUGCGUUUCCUACGCUCUGUACUCCCUUCCACUCUCACCUCGAGAUCCUGAUGGAAACCUGGUGGAGAUUUCAGGCCAUCUGUUUCCAGCCUGAUGUUAAAGCUGUGACCAAAACGUCCACCAAGACAAAUUUGGUGCUUUUUGAUUAAAUUCCGUUAUAGUAAAAUACCCUUAAAUUAAAUUAAGUUAAAUUAAAGAUAAUAUGGGAUUAUAUUUAGAGAGAAGUUACCUGUUUAUCAUCAGUCCAACAUGGAAGCACUUUAUAACAGUCUCUGCUCAACUCUAGAGCUUUUUUUGUUUUUUUUUUGUCCUGGACAUUUACACUUUAUAAAUUUUCCUAAACAUGGCGCUUUUUAUUUAACAAAAGGUUAAAAAGUCUCACCAUGCUCAUUUUGUGUUAAAUUAUUUGUUUACAUGUUAAGUAUUAAAAUCUAUAUUAAUAUGUUGUGUCUUUUCUCUACUUAUAUAUAAUUAAAGACAUUUGGUUCUGGUA